Gadus chalcogrammus (walleye pollock) is the source of this 8614-nucleotide messenger RNA. RefSeq names its product angiomotin-like. The record is from RefSeq and is a predicted model, not a curated record. Gene Ontology annotation, molecular function: signaling receptor activity. Lineage: Eukaryota; Metazoa; Chordata; Actinopteri; Gadiformes; Gadidae. Gene Ontology annotation, biological process: actin cytoskeleton organization; regulation of cell migration; establishment of cell polarity involved in ameboidal cell migration. Gene Ontology annotation, cellular component: bicellular tight junction; lamellipodium; plasma membrane. The coding region runs from base 265 to 4032 and encodes 1255 amino acids. The transcript is spliced from 16 exons.
CAAAGCUUCUGGGUCCGCAUGCAGUUCCUCUCUGUACCGCAUAAUGAUGCUCUUGUGCUACUUUUUUCGUUUUGAAUCACGUCCUCAAAUUGUGUGCUGUGUCAAUAGUAAUUUUAGACUGAUUGGGCCAUAUACAUUUUAUAACGCGCGAACCUAAAUGACGUGUGACACUGACAACAGCCCCGAUGCAGAGAUGAACUGAACUUGUUCUGCCUUCACAGAGAAAGGGUCACGGGCUUGGAUCUGCUGGAGAUCACUGAAUCCAUGCUGGAGUGGUUUGGCGUGAGCGACGUGGACCAGCGCCUCUACCUUCUGGAGCGUCUGGAGGACCUGCUGAGUCUACAGGAGGACCAGAGCCCGGGAUCGGACGGCCCCCAAGCCCUCUCCUCGCCCCCCCACACCCAGCCCCUGCCCGGACACCCCGGCCAUGAGCAACCCCCUCCCCCACUGAGCACCCCCCCCGAAAAGAAAGACUUCACAGAGGGCGAGUCAGAGAGAGAAGAUUUUGUGGAGGAACUGCAGGAUAUGGCAGUGGAAAUGUUUCGGAAAAAAGCCUCUUCCUCGUUGAGAAUGAGAAGAAUGACAGAGAGCUCUAGAUGGAGCAUAGACCGUGGGCGGAGCCUAUCCUUCCAUGAGGGGCGUGGCCAGCGCGAGGCCGAGAUGAGGGCUGCCGCCGAGGAAGCGUCCAAUAGCAGCGCCGGAGGAGGAGGAGGAGGAGGCGGAGGAGGAGGAGGCAGCACCGUCCUACAGCGCCUCCUGCAGGAGCAGAUGAGCCGUAACUACCUGCUCAAGCAGCAGCACGACGGAGCCCGCGCGGGCCCCGGCCCCGGGUACCCCGCCCCGGGGGGCCCCGUCGACGACCACUCGGCGACCACCCACAACGCCCGCCAAGAGCCCCAGGGCCAGGAGCUGCAGGCGGACAGCGGCAUGGAGAAGCUGUCGGCCCCCCGCGGCGGCGGCGGCGGCGGCGGCGGCGGGAGCCUGGGGGGCCCCAACAGCAGCGCCGGCAGCGGCGGGCAGUGCCAGGGGCCCGAGGACCUGCCCACCUAUGAGGAGGCCAAGGUGCAGUCGCAGUACUUCCGCGGCCACGGGCCCCCCCAGCCGCCGCCCCCCCAGCAGCAGCAGCAGCAGCAGCCGCCGCCGCCGCCCCACCCGGCCUCCGUGGGCGCCGCCUUCUACGUGACGGGCAUGACGGGCGCCAAGGUGCGCACGGAGGGCCGGCCCACCGUGCAGCGGGUGAGCGGCGCGGGCAAGGUGCACCAGGACGACGGGCUGAAGGAGCUGAAGCAGGGCCACGUGCGCUCCCUGAGCGAGCGGCUCAUGCAGCUGUCGCUGGCCACCAGCGGCGUGAAGGCCCACGCGCCCGUCACCAGCGCCCCGCUCUCCCCGCAGCUGCCGCCGCCGCCGGGGCCCCCGGGGGACUACUACAAGCCCCAGCACCGGGGGCCCCCGCCCGAGUACCCCUUCAAGGGCAUGGGGUCCCCGCCCAAGCAGCAGCAGCAGGAGCCGCCGGGGGGCCACUUCUACCAGGAGCAGAGGGUCCGCGAGCACUCCCGCGAGGUGCCCCACGUCCGGUACCAGCCGCCGCCCGAGUACGGCUCGUUCAGGUCCAGUAAAGACGGCUCGGUGCACUCCCAGCGGACGCUGCACCACCACAGCCCCACCUCCUCCGUCACCUCGGUGGGCUCCCUGUCCCGCACGCAGUCCUCCACCCUCAGCAGCCUGCUCAGCUCCUCGCACGCCUCCUACUCCCCCCACCCCUCGCACGGGGCCCACCCCCAGAGCCAGGGCGAGCUGUACCCCGGCAUGGGCCCCCGCGGACCCCCGGGGCCCCCCCCCCACCAGCAGCAGCAGCAGCAGCAGCAAGGGGAGCAGCACAUGUACGGCCCCCCCCCCCAGAGGGCCCAGGUCCUAUCGCAGGACCCCUACGGCUCCACGCACAGGAUGCACCCCCACCAGCAGCACCACCACUACCAGCAACAACAACAACAACAGCAACAGCAGCAGCAGCAACAACAACAACAACAACAACAGCAACACCACCAACAACAGCAGCAGCAGCAGCAGCAACAACUUCAGCUACAACACCACCAUCAGCAGCAGCAGCAGCAGCAGCAGCAGCAGCUGCAGCAGCAGCAGCAGCAGCAGCAGCAGCAUCACCAACAGUUCCAGAGCGCCCCGCCCCCGCAGCCCCAGCCCCAGCCCCAGCUGCAGCAGCCGGUCCAGGCCGGACACUUCCCCCACCCGCACUCCCAGUACCACCUGCAGGGGGAGCAGUUCGCCAUGAUGAGCCGGGCGCACCAGAUGGUGGACAUGCUGACGGAGGAGAAUAAGAUGCUGAGGCAGGAGAUGGAGGCGUUCAGGGAGAAGGUCUCGAAGCUGCAGAAGCUGGAGAACGAGACCCAGCUGGUGUCGGAGGCCUACGAGAACCUGGUCAAGUCCUCCUCCAAGCGGGAGGCCCUGGAGAAGACCAUGAGGAACAAGCUGGAGCUGGAGGUGCGGAGGCUCCACGACUUCAACCGGGACCUCCGCGAGCGGAUGGAAACGGCUAACAAGCAGCUAGCUGCUAAAGAGUGUGAGGGCUCAGAGGACAACCGCAAGACCAUCUCCCAGCUGCACGCACAGAAUAAGGAGGUGGUGAGGGAGAAGGAGAAGCUGGAGAUGGAGAUGAACUCUCUGCGCUCCACUGCGGAGGACCAGCGGAGACACAUCGAGAUCCGAGACCAGGCCCUCAACAACGCCCAGGCCAAAGUAGUCAAGCUGGAGGAGGAGCUGAAGAAGAAGCAGGUGUACGUGGAGAAGGUGGAGCGCAUGCAGCAGGCUCUGGCCCAGCUGCAGGCCGCCUGCGAGAAGAGGGAGCAGCUGGAGCACCGGCUCCGCACGCGGCUGGAGAGGGAGCUGGACUCUCUCCGCAUGCAGCAGCGGCAGGGCGGGGCUCACGGCGCGGGCGCGGCCUCCUCGGAGUACAACGCCACGGCGCUGAUGGAGCACCUGCGGGAGAAGGAGGAGCGCAUCCUGGCCCUGGAGGCCGACAUGACCAAGUGGGAGCAGAAGUACCUGGAGGAGAGCGUCAUGAGGCAGUUCGCCCUGGACACCGCCGCCUCCGUCGCCACGCAGAGGGAUACGUCGUCGUCGUCCAUAUGCCACUCCCCCAGCAGCAGCUACGACACGUCGGUGGAGGCGCGCAUCCAGAAGGAGGAGGAGGAGAUCCUGAUGGCCAACCGACGCUGCCUGGACAUGGAGAGCAGGAUCAAGAACCUGCACGCUCAGAUCAUCGAGAAGGACGCCAUGAUCAAGGUGCUCCACCAGCGCUCCAGGAAGGACCCCCACAAGGCGGACGGGCCCUCGGCCAUGAGGCCCUCCAAGAGCCUCAUGUCCAUCGCCAACACGGGCUCCGGGGGCGGCUCCGGGCUGCUGUCCCACUGCCUGGCCCUGAGCAGCUCCCCCAUCACCGAGGAGAGGAGGGACACCGGCUGGAAGGGCAGUCUGGGGCUCCUGCUGGGUCCAGAGUACCGGACAGACUCCCUGAGGACGGAGUCCAUCUCCUCGUCUCCCUCCCCGGUGUUCCCCUCCACGCCGGCCACGGCGGGACACUCCAAGACGGGCAGCCGGGACAGCUGCACCCAGACGGACAAGGGCCAGACCCCGGCCCAGGACAGCUACCGGAGCAGCACCACGGGCCUGAACAGCCUCUCCGCGGGCCUGCAGAGCAGCAGCGGCAGCAGCGGCGCCACCGGCCUGACCAGCAUCACCAGCCUGCACAGCAUCAACACGGGCCUUCAGAGCAGCAGCACGGGCCUGAACAGCCUCUCCACCGGCCUGCAGAGCCUGAGCCCCGGCCUGCAGAGCAUGACCCUGCCUGCCCGCCUGGGUCCCAGCCCGGUGUACAUACCGGACCGCCUAGCAGAUGCAGGGUUCCACAGCAGUACUCUGGAGAGGAGACCCCCGGUUCAGUCACACUCCCAGCCCUCGGCCCUGGCCCUGACCCAUCAGCAGGAAGUAGACAACGACAUGGUCGAGAUUCUAAUCUGACGCCGUCACUUUAAGAACUCUCCAGCGCCCCCUGCCUGGCGGUGGAAGAACAAAAUCAGCCCAACGACUUCUAUAGGAGUUUGUGUGUGUGUGGGAAAAACAGCACAGGCACACAGCCUCUGAUAAGUUGGUUGCGAGUACAAAAACAAAUACACGUACACACACACACACACUUUGAAUUUCUGGUGAAGGAUUGCUCUAUUGGUUCUUAAUUUAACAUUUGGUGUUGAAUGCUCUCUGUAGAGGGUGUGACUAUGUUGAAAUGCACUAGUGUGUUUGACAAGAUGACAGUAUUGGUGGCAAUACAACGAGACAGGGUUGGUAUUAUUGUUACGUUGUGCACAGAACACAUGGCAGCCGUGUUGAUCCCCACCUUCUGGACUAUUAGCAUUUCACCAGUAGGCGGGACAUUCGGGAAAGGAGGACGUGAUUGGCCGGCAACAGCCAAUCAUAAGGCUUGAUUGUUGAGGGUCCUCCCGACAUUUCCGAUAGUUAUUUCAUCAAUCCUGAAUGGAGCUUUCUACAACAAGUCUGUGUUGUCGGCCUCGUCGCCAGGCAGAUCAAUCAAAGUCACUUUUACAGUGUUGCCAGAGGCCCCGCCCAUUGCCCAGCACCCCUGGGUCCAAAUGUAUUGGCCACCUUUUAAUGCAUUUAUUGCACUACUUUUUUUGUAUUUUAUUUUUCUAAAGAGGGUGUUCUUUUUUCUUUUUUCUUUCUUUACAAAACAUCCGACGUAGGUAUUGUAUUUAUGUGUAGAAUAUUAUUUACAAUAGUUAGGCAUGGUAAUGGGGUAACGAUACUGUACUCGACAAAAUACCCAUACCCUUGUAAAUACUGUAUAUGCGUAUGUAUGCUGUAAAAAAAAAUACCUAACCUUGUGGAGGAUUUGUGUGCGUGUGUGUGUGUGUGUGUGUGUGUUUGGGUGUGUGUGUGGGGGGGAGGGGUUUGAAGCAAAGCAAAGCAAGCCACUUUAUCACAUCACACCAGACCCAUUAGCAAAAACCUGACUCGGACGCAGCCGUUUUGCUAGCAUUCACAGCUAGCCACGCAAGCCUGCUCAGAAGCUGGUAGGAAUACUGGUGGUGUCAGAAGCUCGCAACGUCAACAUGGCGACGUCGCAGCGCCCAAUCGGUAGCUGAUGCAUUCAGAUGGUCCCCAAAAGGAGAGCUGGAUGAACCACGCGCUGCCUCGCUGGCCCCUCAGCGGCCCGGCUGUGGCUAUGCGCUAACCAGCCGCGGCGCACGACGCUACCGUUUGGCCGCGGACGUCUGGGAAGGGAAGUUUGAGGAGUCUGCACUUUCACUGUGAUCCUGUUUUGACCCACGGGGCCAGUCCCCACUGGAUGGGGGGGGGGGGGGGGGGCUGUAGUGGACCCCUGUCAGACUUGGGGCCCCUUUCUAACGAUCCUGGAUGGGACGACCCUGCCUGAGGGUUGUUUCAGUUGUAACCCGGCACAGCGCCUAACUGCUCUCAGACUCUUUGAUGUGUGUGUGUGUGUGUGUGUGUGUGUGUGUGUGUGUGUGUGUGUGUGCGCAGUAGGCUUGGUGUGUCAGGGAUGACCGGUGAGUGACUGACGGCACGACGGGCAGGACAGUACAGGGGAUCACCGAUGUGCCUUCGCAGUGUUGCCAUGGUUUCCGUUUGCUCUGCCGCAACCGUGUACGGCCUCACUUUUUCCAAGAUUCACAAGUCACACAAGUGUUCACGUUUUUGAGCCCUGCUCGGAAUAGCAUACGAUCAUGACAAUACAGAAGAUGUAUACUGUUGGUUAGUUACGUUUAUUUGUUGCGCACACACCCCAUGUGGUCUACACUUUAUGAUAAGAAAACAAGCACAAACGUUUGCAGAUUUUUUUUUUUUUUUCCUGCGAAUACCAUCGAUUUAAUCAAAUCCGCUUUCCGGACUGCUGGAGCCUAGCAAUGAGAAAAAAAAAAGAUGUUGGAUGUUUGAAAUUGAGCCUAUAAAAAGAAUGACAGAUUUUGUUUAGUGUGUUUGGCCGAACUGAAGGAGGCUAGAGUUAUUUGACGUUUUUAUGAUUGAAUCGUGUUUUCUCCAAACGACAUUCUAUCUGCACUUAAAUUAUUAUAAUAUUGGUUUUGGAAGAACCAGCCCUGGCUACCAGUAAGGUGCGGACGAUUAGAAUCAAUCCUUCAUUGAAAGUCAAGACGAUUGGAAUUUCUCAGAAGUUCACGUUUUUGUUGUUUCGCCACUCCCAGAAUUCCAUGCAGUUAGACUAACGUGAACUUGAAGCUUAUGAACAGAAUGAACCAACUGGAAGACUUCCACUUAAAGCCAAAAUACUGGGACCAAAGAAGCUUUGGCUGGUUAGAUUGUGCAAAACUUGCCUUCUCAUAGUUUAAAGUCUGUCAAGAUCAAGAAUACAAUGCUUCGAAUUACAAUUAUGUACAUCAAGUAUUUGAUAUUUGUGUCUCAUUGUAUUAGAAACCUUGCCUUAGUGCCUGAUGCUAUCGUUGAAGCACAACAUGUAAUGUUUACGUCAGUAAGGGUUUUACUGUACGGGGGUGUCGGCAUGGAACUAAACCCGUGUGAACCACAACUUGUUGAAUGUGUAGACGCCAUGGGUUAGGAUUUGACGUGAAGAAGGGUGACCCUGUUACUGUUACAUUCCUGUCUUUCCUGGUGAGCUUUGAGGAGAACCAAGACAAAUGACUUUAGUGAGGAGAAGGGGGUCAUGUGGGAACUGCAGGCUCUGCAGAGCUGGGUUUGGAGUGAUUCAAAGAAUAUUGAAUGUUCCCUGUAAGGGAAAAUAUAAAACACACUAUACAAUCCGAGGUGAAUGGUUUGUCAUAACAUAAUUAAUUUAUAUUCACAUAUGAAUGCUGGCACAUUUAGCUAUACUCACCAACUUGUUUUUGUUCAUUUAUUAGAAAUGUUGAAUUCUAACUAUUGGGCCUUCGUUAUUUCUCUGAGACAAUAUCUUUCAAUGUGUGCUGAUAUAUUCAUAUACAAGUUUGUUGUUUUUGUAGUUUGAAGCAAUCAUAAUGGCAAAGUGUCAAAGGUUACAGACUAAAUGUUUAUGCUCCUUCUGCCCCAUCAAGGGCUUCUCUCCCUGUCGGUCAUGUGACUUUUGACUGUCACUCUAUUCAGAAAAUGAACUUGUCAAACGUGCACUUCAAAUUAGUUUAGUCGCCAAAUAUGCCUUGUUCAAACUGGUGACAAACUUGCAAGAUUUUGUAUCGAACAAAACAUUCAGGUGUAGAAAACACAUUUCAAAAAUCACAUGCUUUUCAUGUCAAUCAGUCCAUGCUGUCUGACUCUAACUCCUGUCAUGAAUUAGCCUGAUUAUGCCCCUUUUUGAUCAAGUAUUCGACCUAGAGAUAGUUGUCAUCAGCAAAAGAGAUGGAUUCAUUCACAGAUGGCUGGGAGUAAACCGUUCUAAACAGGAACGAUCGACGACAAUAAUUAGGACAGGCGAAACCAGCAUUCUGUGUGGUUUAAAGAAAAUGGCCGUGGUCGAGCAAAUGUAUUCGGCUGCAGCAGUACGUUCCGUUGGACGGCCGAAUCAUGUACCGUACGAGCGCUUGCUGCGGAUAUCCUGGAGUCUGCACACACGUGCAGCUUGGUUUUUAUAUUGUUGUACAAUCACAUUUGCCGUAAAUGUUUUUGUUUUUUUUAACAAUUCAUAAUUUUGUCCACCUUGUUAUUUUAUAUACAUAUAAUGUUCAUCUCAUCCAGUUUAAUGUACUAUGGACCUAGUUUAUUUAGUUGGUUUAUAAUGUAUUUCAGACAAGUUCCCAAAAUAAAAAAAAACUCCAAAUGUUUGUUUGAUAAAGAACGUGGAUGGUUAGUAUUGUUUUUUGUAAAAUAAAACCAUGAAACAUUACAAAACGAAGUGAUCCUUCUGCUCUUCUAGAAACUGACAACACUUCUCAAACAUAUCUUAAAGCAAUUCUUAUGCUUAUAUUCUAGAAUGGGCAUGCAUACAUUUGGAAGGAAACAAGGCAAUUUGCACACAGUGUUACUAGAUAGAAAAUCUUAUUUAUUGAAUGUUAAACAGAGCAAAUACAGCAACUUCCUAAACUCAAUCCAUUCAUACGUUUUGAUCAUCAGUGGAUGUUUGGAAUUCAAAAACCCCCACGUGCACACAAAACGUGGGACAGAAUUGGGUUGGGGCAUCUUCCAAUAGACUCUUCCCAACACAAACUGUAUUCCUGGGACACUGAGAAACAGGAAGCCACUUCGGAGUGUCCUAUUUAUCUCGUAGGAUGUAACCGAUGAGGUCCCUGCAUUGAAACUUCCAGUUCCAAAGUCUCAACUUCCCCACCAAAGCAGAGCUGCAACAAACUUUAAAUUUACACCGUAAAAUGAUCACCUCAACCUCCACUUCAAUAGAACGGACGGCACAUGUGCUUGGCAAAAUGUGAGCAAAUCUUCAUAAAGAUACAUAUUAAUAGAUUUCGUGCACUUGGUUCCACAGCAAAAAAGCCCGUUGCCAUCUCAUAAUUUGAUGUAGUAAGCAUGAAUGACGUGUUAUUUUAAUUAGAGAUUUUGAUUAGUUUUAGUGAAAUAUCUCCACCAGUGCACCAGAACCAAAUUUGACAUUUUAGAUUGUCCUUCUGCA